AUGGGUGAUCAGUGGCACACCGCCAAGGGCGACCUACAAUGGAUGCACGGUCCCCGCGUCAACGCCACGCGGAUCAGGGCGUACAUUCUGUCAACCGCGAGGCAGCAUGGUAUUGCUAAGGCCGAGGAGCUCGAGGAGCUGAAUCCCGACGUCCGUGUCCAGCCCCUGAAGCCGACAACCGUUUCGAUGCUGCUCAUCCGCAUCAAAGCGCUCCAGACAGCCUGCAAGGUCGAGGGGACGCUCUUCGGGGUGAAAGAGCUCCACAUCAUGUACGACAUCUUCGAGGUCCCCUCGGAGGUGCGCGCGAUGGUCAGAGAGAAGUGGCACAGGGACGACAGGGAUUGCGUCGACCGGCACCGCGGAACGCUCGGCGACACGUACACCACCGACCAGAUCCGCCACCUCAUGUUCAAGGUCUUGCCGACCUGGGCAGCUCGGGCGUACAAACCCAAGGCGGCCACCCCCUCCCAGACACUGUGGAAGUUCCUGCUCAUGAAGACGAUGACCCUCUUGGGUCACCACACCCUUCUCCGCGGAGCCAGUCUCCAAGCGAUCGAGCUCCCCGACCUGUUUUUGUACAGAAUGGGGAACGCGUCGCCCGAGCACUCCACGCGACGGCCGGUUGUCUUGGUCGUCGCGUCACGAAACUCCAAGACGAACAAGGAUGCUCGUCUGCAUCACAGCUACGCGGCGAGACACCUGGACCAAGAGAUGUGCGCCGUCGGUCACACACUGUUGUGGCUGCACUUCGUGUACGACCAGCUGAGCCGCUCGCCCACCUCUCGAUGUGUGCCGCCCCUCGACUUCACAACUCCGUACAGCUGGUAUCACAAGCACCUCUUUCAUGCUCGGAACGACAAGGCACAAAAAGAGCUGCCGGCUUCAUCUCAUUCUCGGAUCACGAAAGAGAUGUGGCGGGCGAACAAGAUCUUCAUCACGCGCAACACCCACGCCGCCCGGGCGGGUGGGGCACAGGAGCUGGCCGACGACGGCGUUCCGCGAUCUGACAUCGCCGACUUGGGCCACUGGGCGCUCGACAAGCUCGCGAAGAGCUACAUCACGACCAUCCCGAAGGCGGCGGUGUUGAGAAAGGCCGGCUACACGGGCAAGCGCGGCGACUACCACCUCGGCCGGAGCAUGGUGAAGCCCGACGACAAGGUGGUGGCCCUCAUCGCCCAGCACAUCUUUCCGUGGGCGGAAGCGGAACUGGCCAAGGUGAGCAUUUCGGACGGCAAAAACGCCGACAACCCGCCGACCAUUUCCACGACAACAUUCUACCGACGGCUGAUUGUGUUUGUGAUUGUGUUCGACUUGCAGGCGGUAAGGUGCGCAUCCGCGAGAGAGCCCAACACGGCCGGGGUGCACUUCCUGCAAUCGCUCAUCGAGUUCGGCCGCCGAAUCGUCGCCGAGGAUCUUGCAUGCAUGCUGAUGCGCGAACCGUGGCACCCGUACGUCCAGAGUUCCAAGCUCUGCCGCGACCCCGACUUCCAGAAAUGGGCCAAGGACGUCAACCGGGUGGACCUCGAAACCAUCGCGACGCGCAGUACUCCGAGCGAGAACCCCCAAGAGGAAUUCAGCGCGCUAGUCGACGCCGAAUAUCAGGUCGACCAGCUCACCAUGAUGCUGCACCGCCAGAGGGAGGAUGCCGCGAUCGAGAAGCUUGAGAUGCAGAAGAAGUUGGAGGAGAAGGACGCGGAGAUCGCGAAGUUGAUGGAGGCUCUCAAGCUGGCCGAGGCACGGCCGACGCCGACUGCGCCGGCACCGUCAAGGCCGAUGACCGCCGCCGAGAAGGCAGCGUCCGUCAAGAUCGAGAAGGAGCAGGACGAUGACCUGACGUACGAGGUCAACGUCGUGCAUCCCUGGUGCACAUCCAAGACGGUCGAGGCUACAUGGCGCUGGUGGAACAACCCGUCCAACUUCGACUCGCGUCCGUUGCGCGAACGUUACGACGAGCACAGAUUCCUCGUCAGACACACGCGCAUGAUCUGCAAGGUCGAAAAGGGCGACAGACCCGCCGCGUCGGCGAAGUCGGCGAAGAGCUCUCGUCCCACGACCGAGGUGGGUGAGACGGGGAAAAACGAUGCGCUGCAGCACUGCACUCGCCGGAUGAGGAGGAUCAUGGAAGCGGUGCACGACUUGCGGCGGAGCGACGACGCCGCUGACACUGCCGCCGUCAUCAAGCUAUUUGACCACCUGGGGCGAGCGGGCCUUUCCACUUUCAGCGACGCGCUCUUGGUCCUCCGUGCAACCCCGCCCAUCAAGGUCCCCACCAUAGCCGACGGAAAGUCGGUCGGCAUCAAGGGUCUGGACAAGCCGCUGGCGAGGAAGCUCGCCGUUGCGUGGGGCGUGGUCACGGCGGGCUAA
This is a messenger RNA of Closterium sp. NIES-65, 2364 nucleotides long. Lineage: Eukaryota; Viridiplantae; Streptophyta; Zygnematophyceae; Desmidiales; Closteriaceae. The record is from the annotation of a GenBank genome assembly.